UGUUAUUUACCACCUCGAUACUUGUUUACCACCCUCAAUACUUGUUUACCACUCAUAAUUCUUGUUUACCACACUCAGCUCUUGUUUGCCACCCACAAUACUUGUGUAACACCCACAAUUCUUGUUUGCCACCCUAAGCUCUCUUUAACAGCCACAAUUCUGGUUUACCACCCUCAGCUCUUGUUCGCCACCCUCGCUUUUUGUUUACCACCAGCAGGUCUAGUUUGCCACCCUCUGUUCCGGUUUACCACCCGCAGAUCUUGUUUACCACUUCCAGCUCUUGUUGACCGCCCUCAGCUCUUGUUUACCAGCCCCAAUACUUGUUUACCACUCACAAUUCUUGUUUGCCAACCUCAACUUUUGUUAACCACCUUAAGCUCUUCUUCACCAGUCGAAGCUCUUGUUGUUAACCAC
Lottia gigantea (owl limpet) is the source of this 414-nucleotide messenger RNA. RefSeq lists its product as hypothetical. The transcript is spliced from 2 exons. The annotation marks the transcript as partial. The record is from RefSeq and is a predicted model, not a curated record. NCBI's taxonomy places the organism in Eukaryota, Metazoa, Mollusca, Gastropoda, Lottiidae.